Messenger RNA from Lathyrus oleraceus (garden pea), 1881 nucleotides. Its product is annotated as tonoplast dicarboxylate transporter. Bases 83 to 1684 code for a protein of 533 amino acids. Gene Ontology annotation, cellular component: plasma membrane. Gene Ontology annotation, biological process: transmembrane transport. Gene Ontology annotation, molecular function: transmembrane transporter activity. The transcript is spliced from 6 exons. Lineage: Eukaryota; Viridiplantae; Streptophyta; Magnoliopsida; Fabales; Fabaceae. The record is from RefSeq and is a predicted model, not a curated record.
UUCAUGAAUAAAAGCCCCACAUCUCUCAAACAAACUUGUCCUUUCCAAGUUCCAACCAUAGCCACCAUUGUUUUCUCCCAACAUGUCCGAAGAACAAACUCCAUCAUCACCCUUUCUCAAAGCACCACUUCUACCUCUUCACGAACCAAUCCAACAAACAUCUAACAAUUCCUUUACAAUCACAUCAUCCAUUUUCAACCUUAAAAACUUUUAUAUAAUCUUAGGACCUUUAUUAUCCUUAGUUAUUUGUCUCCUAGUGAAGCUUGAUGCUCCUGCGACAAGCACAAAAAUGCUUGGUGUGAUUGCAUGGGUUUUCACUUGGUGGAUCAGUGAGGCUGUUCCACUUCCUGUUACUUCCAUGUGUCCUUUGUUUUUGUUUCCUCUCUUUGGAAUUUCUUCAGCUGAUGCUGUUGCUCAUUCUUAUAUGGAUGAUGUCAUCACACUUGUUUUGGGAAGCUUCAUUCUUGCUCUUGCUGUGGAAAGAUAUAACGUUCAUAGAAGAUUGGCUUUGAAUGUAACCUUGAUAUUUUGUGGCGAUCCAUUAAAUCCAGCAAUGCUACUACUAGGCCUAUGUGCAACCACAUUUUUCGUCAGCAUGUGGUUACACAACGUUGCAGCAGCGGUUAUGAUGAUGCCAGUGGCGACCGGAAUCUUACACCGGCUACCGCCGGCACAUGAACAAUCGGAAUUGAUGAACAAGUUCAGUAGAGCAGUGAUUUUAACCGUGGUUUAUGCUACACCAAUUGGUGGCAUAAGCACUUUAACAGGAACAGGUGUGAACUUGAUAAUAAUUGGAAUGUGGAAAAGUCUUGCUCCUCAAGCAAAACCAAUAAGCUUCAAUAAUUGGUUUUUCUUUGGGUUUCCUGUGGCUGUUUUUUUACUUAUCUGCUUUUGGAUUAUACUAUGUUUGCUUUAUGUUCGAAAAGGGUCGAGUAGGGUUUUAUCUGAUUAUUUGGAUAGAGCUUAUUUGAAGAGGGACCUUGAAGCUCUUGGUCCCAUGACUUUUGCUGAAAAGAUGGUGUUAUGUGUUUUUGGGUUAUUGAUAAUAUUAUGGAUGACAAGAAGAAUCUCAGAUGACUUACCUGGAUGGGGAGUUUUGUUUCAUGGUCUUGUUGGUGAUGGAAGCAUAAGUGUUUUGGCAGCUGUGUUAUUAUUCAUAAUCCCAAACAUGAAGCAAAACGGAGAAAAACUAAUGAAUUGGAAAGAAUGCAAAAAGUUACCAUGGAACCUAAUUUUGCUCCUAGGAGCUGGAUUUGCCUUAGCCGAAGGAGUACAAUCUAGUGGUUUAGCAGAUGUAAUGUCAAAAGCCUUAGGAUUCUUAAAACAUGUUCCAUACUUAGCGAUUGUUCCUGCUGUUAGUUUACUAUGUAGCAUUAUCACUGAAUUCAUCACUUCCAAUGAUGCUACGGCUACACUUGUUGUUCCACUUUUGUAUCAUAUAGCUAGAACUAUGCAUGUUCAUCCACUUCUUCUUAUGAUCCCGGGUGGUAUAGCGACUGAAUUCGCAUUCUGGCUUCCGACAUCAACACCUUCAAAUGUUGUUGGAUUUGCUACUGGACAUAUUGAAAUUAAAGACAUGCUUAAAGUUGGUUUGCCUCUUAAGGUUGCUGGAAUUUGUGUUUUGUCUCUACUCAUGCCAACGCUAGGAACCAUUGUGUUUGGAACAAACUAUGGUACUCAAUAGGUGGCACAUGCAAACUUUCAUUGGUUACUACAUAGUUUUCUUUUCCAAAUUAUAUGGCAUUAGCAUAUGAUUUUGAGUGAACGCCUCUAUAUAUUUUGAAUAUUUGUUGAGUUCUAAAUUAUAUUCAAGUUUUUAAAAAUCUUGUAUAUUCUUCAAGUUGUUGUAUAUAUUUUUUAUAAAUAGUCAAAUUCUAGUCA